Juglans microcarpa x Juglans regia is the source of this 727-nucleotide messenger RNA. RefSeq lists its product as uncharacterized. Bases 264 to 572 code for a protein of 102 amino acids. The transcript has 3 exons. Lineage: Eukaryota; Viridiplantae; Streptophyta; Magnoliopsida; Fagales; Juglandaceae. The record is from RefSeq and is a predicted model, not a curated record.
AUAAAGAACUGUAUGAGAUCCUUAGUUUUGAUAAAGAGGUUUGUCAUAGCAAAUCAUUACAAAAAAAAAACCUCCAAAGGUGGCUUUCUGUCCAAAAGAAGGGAAGAAAAUUAUUGAUUCAAAUAUCCUGUUGCAGAAAAAUGCUCAGUCUCACACCAUAAGAAAAAUUAUAGUUUUUGCAUCUCUCGGUACAAGGCAUGGAUGUGAAGAUAUGUAUGAGUUGGACUUCAAUCAUUUUAGCAUUCUGAGGAAGGGAGAGCCAUAUGUAUCUCCCACGAAUCCUGGGAUAUGUUAGGCAGCGGAUGGGAAGAAACAAGCUGAAGUCUUUUGGGCCACUGAUGUGUCGAAUAGCAAUGCUAGUUCAUAUUCGCACUAGAAGCUUCUUCUUCAAGGCCUUAGGCAUCACACUUCUAUUCAUGGCUGGUUUUCCUAAUGACCUGGUUCAAAGGGAAACAAAAUACCGGAACUUGGACUUACUCCAAAAAUAUUACAGGGGAAUAAUGUCAAGAUUUCUAGCUCCAUUCAUGAAGACUGAGGACCUCAAUCAUUUUACAGCCUAUUUUUUGUUUUGAAAUUUAAUGUAUCUUAUUUAAUAAUUUAUUGCUGUAAUUAAUUUUUUUGAUUCACUUGUUCUAUUAGGAUGUAAAAUGUCAUUUAAUGUACCAUAGGUCCAUAGCCAUAAUAUUCUUGAAGGCUUCAUGAUGUAAAUUUGUCUUUAAUUUGUUAU